ACAACCUCAGAUUCAGACACAGAAGUGAUUAAAUAUGGACCAGUACCAUCUCAGCGAUGACAGCUCACUCCAUUCUGAAAUGCAGCUCCCUGAGUUUUCUGGGAAUCAGGCUUUGGACUGUGGUGAUACAUUCAGCCAUGAUCUUUGUCCAGAUAUGAGAGACAUGAUUUAUUCUGGACUGAGCAAUCUGGAUGUGGAUCCCAGCCUUUCGGCCACAAAUAUGAACAGUGAUUCGUUGGAAGACAACCUGGACACGUUGUCUUUGUACUCAGUGAAGGACUGUGAUUCUGCUAAACUCCUUGAGGAUUGCGAUACAGACUCACGACCACUUUUGCAUGAAUUGGGGCUUCCUGCCCCUUCAGCACCUAAAGAAGUGGAGCAAGGAGGCAGAUCCGGUUCUGGCAGUGGAAAGAAAGGAAGACCCCAGCAAAACUCACUCCAAGCCCCUUUCUUGGAUUGCAGCCUCUGCGGGAAGGUUUUCAGUAGCACCAGCUCUCUCAGUAAACACUAUGUGACGCAUAGCCAGGAACGGAAGCAUGUCUGUAAGAUCUGCAGCAAGGCUUUUAAGCGACAGGACCACUUGAGUGGUCAUAUGCUGACACACCAAAAAACAAAGCCAUUCAUUUGCAUAGAACAAGGUUGCAAUAAGAGCUACUCAGACCAUCGAUCGCUGCGCCGGCAUUACGAAAUGCAUCAUGGCUUGAGGUUGUUGAAGGAUGAUGACGCGUUUGAGGGCAUGCCACCUUCACAUGAUUCACAUGCCCAGAUGGGACACAGCAGUUUGAGAACUGCAGAAAGUCUGGCUGUUCAUCCAGAAUCACAAGCACCCAAUAAUUCCGUCCUGCCCAACAGAGACCUGCUGAGAUGUAUUGUUAGCAGCUUAGUCAGCCCGAAGCUUCCGUCCGCUCCUUCGCCAUCUACGGGACAGAAUGAAACUGACUCCAGGGGACCCUUACAACCUUGCACCUCUGUCUGUGGUCAGAUUCCACGUGUUCCCACAAGCACUACUGCACUCAAAGAAACCACUGGUGAUAAAGUGAUGAAGGAAAUUUAUCCUUGCCAAAAGAAUACGCCUUCUUCCAGCAUGUACACUAUAAUCAAUCCUGGGAAUUUAUCUAUACUUGGGCCAUCAGAAAGCAUUGCAAAUUUGCCAGACAGGCAGUCCCAUUCAGAACAUCAGUUCCCUUUAGAAAGCAGAGCCUUGGAGUACUGGUCGAACAGUGGUGUGCCUCGUUUUCCAUUAUUCAGAGGCCAGAAGAUUCCUACUACUGCUCAUCAGCCAAGUGGCAGCUUCCAGUGGGUCAGAAAUGUACCCCCAGUUGGCACCAAAAACAAGGGAAAUGGUGUUUAUGUUGCUCAGCUGUCAUCUGCAGGUCAAGAUGUUACUCAAGGGAUAGUGGGACCAUCCCAUGGGUUUGACGCAGUGACACCCAGCUUUGAAUGUCCAGAUGUUUUAUCAUUCACCCCAACUCUUUUAAAGACCCAAGGGGAAAUUUCUGGAGAGCCCACACUCGGUGGCUUUGAAGAGACAUUUAGUCCAGCAGCAAGACUUCCAGAUGCCCCAAAGCAUAGCCUACUUCAGAAGGGCGAGGCUAGACCACUGUUCAGGCAGCUCUUUAUGAAAUCCCAGGAAUCCACUUUGAAUCAGGAUCAGCUACAAGUCCAGAGUCAUCUUUUCCAGAGGAUCACCAAAUCUCAACACAUUGUGUCCCACACCCAGGUGUUAGCGCCAUCGCAGCUGGCAGCUGUAGAGGCAGAACAAGUGGUAGCAAAAUCACUUCCCAGUGUGUUUCAGCAGCAAGCAGAUUUGAUUCACCCAGUCCUAGAACCAGUGGAAAGUGAAGGGCUUUCUCUGCCUCUGAAAAAGGCUUUGACUCAGUUUCAAAGAGACUUUUCACCUGAUACUGAGAAAGAAGGGUAUCAGCUGCCUCUGCAGUCCUUUCAGUCAUCUACCAUACCCUCUGUAACCACAAACAGUAUUUCUCACGCUAAGCACCCCGGGUCUUUAAAAGGAUGCCUAGAGUUUAAAGACUUUUCCAGCCCUAACCAGUCAGCAUUGUAUGAAAACACCCCAGGAAACCACACUUAUGGGAAGCCAAGGGAAUUGGAAAAUGGUUCUCCUUUGCCAAGGAAGAAAGAGAAGAGCAAGACUUGCACUAAAGAAUCCGGCAGCAAAGGGCAUUCUCGCAGCGGUAGACCCCGCCGGAAGGAGAAACCAAAGUUUGAUAUAACUUCCAUGGCUUCUCCCAGUCAAGUAGCCAUGGCUUCGUUUUCCUUGCCCAGUACCUCAUUUGAUAGUGUGUCCAGAGUGAAGCCCAAGCUGACUAUUUUCAACAGAAUUCAGGGUGGAAAUAUCUACAGCUUUACUAAUGCAGUGAAGGAGGAAUACUUUUCCCCUGAAUGUAGUAAGGCUGGGGGAGGUCCUGGAGAGAGGAAUGAGCAAGGAAGCAGUUUUGUCUGUGCGACCUGCAAUCAGCUGUUUUAUACCGAACGGGGCCUGAGCAGUCAUAUGUGUUUCUAUGGUGAGCAGUGGCAGUCUCCAUCAGGGAAGGAAAAGCAGCAGGUCAGUGAGAAGGAAGGCCAGGAUGAUAAAGAUCUUCAGGAAGGCAUGCCACCGAAGAAGAAAAAGAGGCGAGCCCGUCCAAAAUCUCUCUUCAUCCCACCUCCUCUACCUGUUUGCAGUGAGAUUCAACCUGGUACUGGAGGAUGCUACCAGAGUAACCUGCGCUCACCUGUCUUCCUCAUGGACCACCUUCUUCAAGGCUUAGUCCAGUGCUCCCCUUACACACCACCCCCAAUGCUCAGUCCCAUUCGUGAGGGCUCAGGGCUCUAUUUCAACACUCUCUGCUCUACGUCUACAAAUACCGCUUCCGCAAAGAUGUAUACCUCUGUUUUAGAUGGAAUGGAUGGAGCCCUUUUAUUCUCUCUCGUGAAAGAUACUACCAAAAUUAACAUAGAACCGCAUAUUAACAUUGGAAGUCGAUUCCAGGCAGAAAUACCUGAUCUCCAAGACAGAUCAGCUAUAGAGAACUAUGAGCAUCCAGCCUCACUAGUCUGGAAGCCGUGGGGAGAUAUUGUAACCAACAGGGAAACACAGAAAAGAGUAACAGAUCUGCUAAAGUUGGCCUGCUCCAGUGCGAUGCCAGGUGGAGGGACCAAUCUAGAACUAGCUGUACAUUGCCUGCAUGAAGCCCAAGGCAACAUUUUGGAAGCACUGGAGAUGAUGUUGCUCCAAGGACCACAGAAACCUUCUGGUCAUCCCCUUGCUAACUAUCAUUACUCAGGUUCACAUCUGUGGACUCCUGCUGAGAAGCAGUUGUUUAAGAAAGCUUUUGGCUUGCACAAAAAGGACUUUUACCUCAUACAGAAGAAGAUACAAACUAAGACUGUUUCUCAGUGUGUUGAAUACUACUAUAGCUGGAAAAAAAUAUUAAAGUUUGACUGCAAUCGAGCACAAGUGGUAGAAAAGAGACCCAAGAUUGAGCAGGAUGAGAUAGAAUUGGAUGAAGAAAAGAUUGUAUGCAGCCCAAAGAAAAGGCACUGCCACCUGCCUAAACAGGAGAAUAAGCUGAAACCAAGGAAUUACAAAAAAGCAGUACAGAGUGCCUUCAGUCCAACCAGCAGCCAGAAGGAAGUUCUAGAUAGGCCCAAAAGCACAGGCAGUCAGGGUGUGUUCCCAUGUAAAGAGUGUGCAAGAGUGUUUGACAAGAUAAAAAGUCGGAACGCUCACAUGAAACGCCAUCGCCUACAGGAGCAGAUGGAACCAAUGAUAAAGAUUAAGUGGCCCAUAAAGCAUCUGAAAAAUGAACCAAAGAAGGAAGAAAAAACCUUGGACAUGGAUUUCCUCCAGUGGUAACUGGGAAGGAACAGUUUCAGGGUAAGAAUGCUGUUAAACUACUGCAUGCCAGGAAAAAAAAAAUCAGGAUAAUACUGGGGUUCUUCUAAAAAUUAUGUUUAAAUUAAUACUGCAAAUAGAUAACUAUUCCUAGCUUUGACUUACCUGGGUUUGAGUUAGCAGUGGAAAAAUGCACUGUAGAUGCGUACAUCUGAAAGGAUCGUUCAUCCAUCACUACAGUAUUGAAGGUCAGGAGUUGACAGUAUGGAUGACACAGUGAUGCCGUUAAGGAAGUAACCCAGUAAUCUUUGAUCCUCCAUUAUAAAUAGUGAAAUUCAUCAUAUAAUUUGACACGAUCAUGCUCUGAGCUUCUGCAUUAACUCUAGGGAAAGCUGAUAAGGUAGAAAGGAGGUAGGGAAACUCACUGUGAUGACAUCAUGUUGCACAGUGGGAUUCAUAAAAUUAGAAGCAAUAAGGGGAAAGUGAGAUGAUAAAACUACUGUUGAUGCCAACUGCUCUGUUGCAUAAAUUCUAAUUAUUAUAUCCGUUUCAAGAAGUGCUAACCAUAUUGCUUGCAAUAGAAAGAAAAAAUAAUACAGCGGCUUAAAGACUAAUUUAUUCUGAUAUCAGCUUUGACCAUUUGUAUUAGGUAUUUUGGGGAGCUUCUGUGCCAGUACAGAUUAAACUUUUAAAAACUCAGUAUUAUAUAGCAUUGGAUAACUCAUGCUUUAUCAUAAGUGACUUAUGAAUUAAGACUGCAUUAAAUUUUAGAUAGAUAUAAUUGGAAGGAUAUUUAUUAAGCAUGUGCAAAAUCUACUGAUCUGGCUGUUUUAAGGAUAGUCUGGUGGUUUCUGGAACUUAAUCCUCCAAACUAGAAGGGUUUUGUGGCAUUCAGUACAAAACAGGCUGAUUUAGAGGAUUAACUUCCAGAUCUGAAGGUUUAACUUAACAACUAAUUUAAUGGUUCAUUUAGCUUAUAAAUGACAUCCUCUGCCUAUCAUAUUUAGUUGCACAUUUUGUUAAGUUCAAAUGUUAUGAUACUCUAAUUCUCUCUUUUUCCCUUCUAUCCCUCCCCAACUGUGUCUUCUAGGAUUCUGUUAUUACUAUUUUUUUUUUUGGAGGAGGAUGAAGUAGACCAAUCAAUGAAAAAUCACCAUUAUAUUUAGUAUCUUUUCUGUGAUCGAUAUUAUACAACUGCUUUUUGAUUCACUCUGUAGUACUGAAGUGAUCUGUGUUAUUGUUAUUUUGUAUGCACUCAGUGUUGCUUAUUAAAUUGGGUUCUGCAGCCAAAACUGUAA
Molecule: messenger RNA, 5133 nt
Organism: Candoia aspera
Lineage: Eukaryota; Metazoa; Chordata; Lepidosauria; Squamata; Candoiidae
Gene: ZNF541
Product: zinc finger protein 541
Exons: 14
Coding region: 35-3856 (1273 amino acids)
Biological process (GO): negative regulation of DNA-templated transcription; regulation of transcription by RNA polymerase II
Cellular component (GO): transcription regulator complex; histone deacetylase complex
Molecular function (GO): transcription corepressor activity
Source: RefSeq, a predicted model, not a curated record